Panicum virgatum (switchgrass) is the source of this 948-nucleotide messenger RNA. RefSeq names its product 5'-nucleotidase SurE-like. The transcript is spliced from 10 exons. Gene Ontology annotation, cellular component: cytosol. Lineage: Eukaryota; Viridiplantae; Streptophyta; Magnoliopsida; Poales; Poaceae. The record is from RefSeq and is a predicted model, not a curated record. Gene Ontology annotation, molecular function: nucleotidase activity. Bases 1 to 948 code for a protein of 315 amino acids.
AUGGACUCCACGGCGGUGGCGGCGCAGGCCCCGGUGCUGCUGGUGACGAACGACGACGGCAUCGACGCGCCGGGGCUCCGCUUCCUCGUCGACCAGCUGGUCGCCGCGCGGUGCUACCGCGUCCUCGUCUGCGCGCCUGACUCAGACAAUUCGGGUGUUAGCCACUGCAUCACAUUGCGCCAUGCAGUCUCCUGUACACGUGUUGACAUAAGUGGUGCUACAGCGUUUGGAGUUUCAGGAACUCCUGCCGACUGCGCCUCUUUAGGCAUUUCUGGGAUGCUCUUUGAUGGUGUGGUUCCUGAUCUGGUACUAAGUGGGAUCAACAUUGGAAACAAUUGUGGAUACCACAUCAUUUAUUCAGGAACAGUUGCUGCUGCUAGGGAGGCAUUUUUAUAUGGGAUUCCUGCAAUAGCUAUGUCAUAUGAUUGGGUUGCGGGUCAGAGCAGGGUCAAUGACCUCAAAGUGUCCGCAGAGGUCUGUGUGCCUCUGAUAAAUAACAUCGUGACUGAGAUCAAGAAUGGAACAUAUCCCCAAGGAUCAUUCUUGAAUGUAGAUGUACCAACAAAUGUUGCACACCAUAAGGGGUAUAAAAUUACAACACAAGGAAAGUAUAUGGCGGCCAGAAUUAGUUGGAAGCAAACUGUUUACAAAAAGCCUGCUGUAGAAAGUUACCAGACAGCAAACACGGAUGUUGAUGGUGAAAAGGACAGUGAACUAGUUACUCCCGCAGAGAAUAACCUACUUUUUAAGAGAGUGAUUGUAGGGAGAAAUUCUGAUGAAGUGGAAGGAGAGCAGGACAUGGACCACAAGUCCCUAGUUGAUGGAUAUAUUACUGUUACUCCUUUGAGCCCUCUUUCCCGCACGGAUCCAGAUGUCAUACCCUACUUGAAAGCUAGCGUGUCACGCCUGGAUGCUUACCAGGAUGGCCAGACAGACAGAACCUGCUGA